Sinocyclocheilus rhinocerous is the source of this 1992-nucleotide messenger RNA. RefSeq names its product probable G-protein coupled receptor 22. Bases 201 to 1781 code for a protein of 526 amino acids. The transcript is spliced from 2 exons. Lineage: Eukaryota; Metazoa; Chordata; Actinopteri; Cypriniformes; Cyprinidae. Gene Ontology annotation, molecular function: G protein-coupled receptor activity; peptide binding. The record is from RefSeq and is a predicted model, not a curated record. Gene Ontology annotation, cellular component: plasma membrane. Gene Ontology annotation, biological process: cellular response to hormone stimulus; G protein-coupled receptor signaling pathway.
ACGGAAUCUCGCGCUCUAGUAGAGUAAGAGAGAGAGAGAGAGCGCGCGAGCUCAACGGACCGCAGUGGAAUGUAGCGGGGAUCCCCGGCGCGCGGGACAAGAGCUGUCAAUCAUUCAUCAACGCCCCAAGAAAACACCUGAGUAGGUGGAGCAUGGCCAGUGGGAGUGGCUGGCGUUACUAUGCCUGAAGGCACGUGGCGAUGGUGUCCAUGGAGACAGAUGGCAGCUUCACUGGGGUCCAUGGUCUGUCCCUCUUACAGGCUGAAGAUAGCGUGGGGGCCGGACUUCCGCAGCAGGAAGGGACGUGGCUCGGCUUCCGGGCUACAGUGAGUGCUGUGCUGCUGCUGGAGCUGCUCCUGGGGGUGGGUGGCAAUCUCACCGUGCUGGUGUUAUACUGUGGUCACUGCAGCCUGUUGGAGUCCGUCAGUCAUGCCGUCACACUCAGCCUGCACACCCUUGACCUGCUGCUCUGUCUCCUUUGCCUGCCGAUCACUGCCACGCUCCUCAUCCUGGGUGGGGCCUCGGUUCCUCACCACGCCCUUCUCUGCUGUCUCCACGAAUCGGCAGCCAGUUUCGCCAGCGUGGGCACUGCACUUAAUCUCCUGCUCAUCAGCUUAGAUCGCUAUGACAUCAGCGUCCGGCCAGCCAAUCGUCUGCUGACACCUCGAAGGGCGACCAUUUUACUUGUUGGAGUAUGGGCAGUUUCUUUAGCCGUGCCCCUCCUACCAUUCUUGGAGGCGGGGUUUGUUUCAGGGCAAGGAGAGGGGGUGUUUGUGCACUCCAAUAGCACUGUGCUUUGUUCAGAGUGGGGGGGAUCUCUACAGGCUCAUCUGUUACUACAGGUUCCUGUGUUCCUGUGCUCUCUCGCUGUGAUGCUGUUUACAUACUCGCGAAUUCUUCAGGCACUGCACAUCCGCAUCGGACGCACACCCAGGCCCCAUCGAGACAGCAAGCGGCCUGUGCAACGCCUCUGGUUACGCCGUAAAAGGUCAACAAGGUCGCCGGAUCACACGACGAGAAACACACCCACCUCCCCACCGCCGCUUUCUACCGGGCCGCUUAUCGCCUCGGAUACAGUUACAACAGUAACCAUCAACACUGAGACGAACACCCCCUCACUCACCACACCACUUAGCCCCACCCCUACUGUAUCCGUGAUAACCUCGCCCUUAAGCCCCACCCCCACUGUUUCAAUGGUAACCACGCCUUUGAGUCCCGCCACAUCUGUGUCCGUCAUAACUAGCCCCCACAUCCCUACCCCUGCUACAUCAUCAGUGACCAUGCCUUUGAGCCCCAUGCCCACUGUGUCCACGGUAACCACUCAGCUAAGCCCCGCUCCCGCCAAAGGUCCGCCCAGCAUGGGUGUGGGAGCGUCAGUAUCGGCCAUUCUGGCUCUGCGUCGAGCGGUUCGGCGCCACCGUGAUCGGCGGGAACGUCAAAGACGAGUCUUUCGCAUGUCUGUCAUCAUCAUUCUCUCAUUUCUGCUAUGCUGGGCACCUCUCUCCAUCAUGCCCCUUCUCAUGCUGGCCAUUGGGCCCUCUGAUUGGCUAGAACGCCUGAGACUCUGCUUCCUGGUGCUCGCAUAUUGGACAGUAGUGCUACAUCCGCUGCUGUACGCAUUCACGCGGCAGAAACUGCGCAAAGUUCUGCAUACCCGUCUGCGCAGGCUGAAGUCGCAAAAUGCACAGACUCGUAUUCGCACUACCAGGAUCCGCCGCAAGCACAGGGCAGAUUGCAGCGAUGCUACUGACCGCUGCCUGACGGAGGCUGUUAGAGAGUGAGUGUUUGUGUGUCUGUGACUUAUAACUAGGCUCACACGGAAUCUGAAUGUGCAUUCCUAUGUGUACAUCCGUCAUUCCCUUGUGUUUUGGUUUAUUAAAUAUUUUGGAUGAUUUAAUUAUGCUUUCAGCUGGUAAUAUCAAUAUUUUCAGAUCCAUUUAACAUAUUUAACCAUGUUUAAAUCCAAGGCCGUAACCGUAUUUUGAACAUUGA